AUGGCAAGUGGGGGUACGGUGAGUAUGCACCACAACCCCAGGAGGGCAAUGGCACAUUGGAGGCAAUUGCUGGACAAGGUUUCUCUUGUGCAGACCUUGGUUGGGCUGGAGGAGUCAGUGAAUUCGUGGCUUCCGUCCGAUGCGACGGGAGCGCCAGCUUCGUCUCAAAUAUCCUCAAGGCAGUUGGCAGAGUUGAUCCAAGACGCACCCAAGUUGACGCCGCUGAAGACCAAGGUUGCUGCGUUGGUGGAGCCAGAACACUGUGCGCAUGUGGAAGAGCGGCUCACAGCGGCAUCCAACCAGUACCAGACUUGGGCCAUAUGCUGGGAUUGUCACUCCCGUUGGAAGCUUCCAAUGGAGUGGCAUCGGACAGCCAGUCCGAAGAAGCCACGCGCCAAGACAAGCGCGUCGAGCUCAGCGGCAGAGGCAUUCAAGAAGGAGAUCCAAGGUCGAAUGGAGGCGGAGAUGCGAGCAGAGUUUGCACACAAAGUCCAAGAGCAAGCCUUGAACAGCCAGAGCAUGAUGCUGCAGCUGCGCUCGACACACGCCGACACAAGGAUGAAGGCACAGCUAUCUCAGAUGAGGUGGAAUCAGGAGGUGCAACAGAUCAUGAUGAACGAGUACGCCACAAUGGCGAUGGGACAGAGGUUCCAAGAUCACCCCGACUUCCAUCACAACGAGAUGCACAUGUAUGCAGAAAGAAUUCUACGUGCGGAGGAGGAGACCCGGAGGGAGUCCAGGAUUGCGGAAGCCCUGCGCAUGGAGAGUCAGGAGGAGGCGUUAGUCGAGAGCGGCAUCCCAACCCAGGAGGUCUGGGUGAGGCUGACAGGAGAUGGAAUGGCUGAACGUGUUGAGGAGUUCAGUCGCUGUCCGCAUUUUGGCAUCCAGGAUGUGUUUGUGAAGGAUGGCAAUGAGGCCUUUGCGAUUGCUGAUGUUGAAGAGCUGGUUUUUGAAGAUGAGUGUUUUGUUGUUUUGCGAAAGAGUGCCAAAGAUGCGGCUGAGGAUUGGCUUCCAGAGGUGGAGGAAACAGCACUUCCCCGCAAGACCAAGAAGCAGCUGCGUAGGGCCUUGAAUGAUGGAGUUAUGAAUCAAGUUUUCGCUGUCGAGGUCAGCGAAGAGAGCAGCUCACCGAGAGAGGUGGCUGAAGUCUCCAGUGAUGAAGUUUCCAGUUCAACAUGCGCUGUCGAGGUCAGCGCAAAUGAUGGCGUACCGAGAGAGGUGGCCAUCGAGCAGGGUGCUGAAGAUGCACUCGCUGUCGAGAUCAGCGAGGUUUAUAGCCCGCCGAGAGUGGCGGCUAUGGCAAAAAGGUACAAACUCAAAGUUGGGAAGUCGUACGACAUCUUGACGGGGUACGACCUGCGGCUCAAAAGAGAUUUGAAUCGAAUGUGGCGUAGUCUGAGUGAAGAUGAGCCAGAGCUGGCCGUUAUCAGCCCGCCGUGCACGCCGUUCUCCCCACUCCAACAGUGGAACUUCCCUCGAAUGCUCUUUGAGAAGGUUGCCGUGAUGAUUGGAGAAGGUUUGCAUCAUGUCUCCAUAGCAUGCAAGGUGGCAAAGUGGCAGCAUUCUCAUGGGAGGUUGUUCGUCUUUGAGCACCCUAAACCUUCAAAGGCUUGGGAUGAACCUGAGAUGUUGGAGUUGAUGAUGUUGCCAGGCGUCUAUGUUUGCGUGGUUGAUCAAUGUGAGUACGGCUUACAAGUCGGAUCUGGGCUCAACAAAAAGACCACUCAGUUUGUCGUCAAUUCAAUCCACAUAGCUGCCGAGCUUCAGCGCCGCUGCAGUGGCGAACACCAACAUGAACCGCUGACCAACGGUCGUUUGAAGAAGCAUCUUCGGGCCAAAAGAGGGCAAAACUCAGUUUUUCUUGAAGUUCCAGAGGAGAUAGCUGUUUUAGCUACGGGCAGUCAAGCAGUUGGGCAUGAGUUGGAUGAGUUUGAGGACAUAUUGCCUCAAGAGGUUGCCGAGCACAGACAGGCAACCAGGGCUGCUAGGAGACUUCAAGUGGCUGAGAGAGCAGAGGUAGCAGUUGCAGAGGAAGACAAGCUCAAGAUCCGAAAGAUGCACAACAACCUGGGUCACCCUGCAUUAGACAGUUUUGUCAGGUUUCUGCGUGCUGGAAGAGUGCGUGAUGAGGUGGUACGAUGGGUUCUCAAGGAGUUCAAGUGUGAGACAUGCAGCAGUCAAGCUAUCCCCAAAGCUCCAAGACCUGCUGUUGUCCCAAAGUGCUACAAGCCUGGAGUUGCAGUGGGGAUAGAUCUUUUCUACAUUCCUGACCCUCAGAACGUCAGGUCACUCCCAGUGCUGAAUGUGGUGGACGUUGGCACGAACUACCAGGUCAUUGAGUUGCUGGAAAACAAGGAUCCACUCAGCGUUUGGCGAGCGUUUUGGGCAUGCUGGUGCAGAGUUUUUGGGGCACCUCAGUAUCUGACUGUUGAUGAGGGACUCGAGUUCAGAGGCGAGUUCACUCAAUGGUGCUCAAACUAUGGCAUUCUGAUCUUUAGAUCAGCAGCUCGGUCUCCCUGGCAACAGGGCAAAGUGGAGCGUCAUGGUGGCCUGAUGAAGACCAUGAUCGAGCAUGCCAGAGCAGCUACACCCAUUGAGAGCGUUCAGGAUCUCAAGCUGCUGUUGCAGGAGUGCGAAAGCGCAAAGAACAGGUUCAUGAAUCGCUCAGGAUACAGUCCAGUGCAGAGGCAGAUUGGGCAGUGGCCUCGUUUGCCAGGGUCACUUAUGAGCGAUGAGUUCUUGGACCCGGCGCUUCAGCUUCAGAACGCGUCGGACGAGUUCGAUCGUCUGCUUGAGCUCAGGCGUUUGGCGCAGGAGGCCUUCGUUGAACUUGCAAGCAAAGAAGCAGCUGUGAAAUCAUUGAGGGCGAGAUCAAGGCCACAGCGAGUUUUCAAGACAGGCGAUGUGGUGUACGUGUUCCGAGCUCUUCGGAAGAAGAAGAGUGUGCAUGGGCAGCAAGCAGCCCGAGGCCAUGGCAUGGGCCGCAAAGCCACUUGGGUCGGUCCUGGACACGUUCUUGCGCUUGAAGGUUCUGUGGUGUGGAUCAAUAUGUUUGGUGAGUUGUGGCGAGCUUCUGUUGAGCAGACGCGUGAAGCCACGACCAUGGAGAAGCUUGGAGUAGAGAUGGUGGCAGAAGGUUUUCAAGAGAUGCAGGAGAGGUUGAAGAGGAGUUCACAUAGAGCGGGCUACAGAGAUGUAACCCGGGACAUGGAAGAGCUUGAUGUUGAGGAGGAAGGAGAACAGCGUGGUCAGCCAAGGGUUCGUUUUGCCUUGCAAGAUGAUGUGACCACACAUCCUGCACAAGGUCCUUCAUUGCCGCUACAAGAUCUGCCCGCUGUGCCUGAAGAAAGUGAGGAAGAGUCAAAUGAGGGAUCAACACCCCAUCAUGAUACCAGAAGGGCCUCAAGGGCGACCGUGCCUGAACCAGAUGCAGAAGGUGAAGUGAUUCAAAUGAAUGAGGCCGAUGUUCAGAGAGAGUUUGACAGGCAAGCAGAGGAGGAAGCAAUAGAGAGUAUGGCAGAGUCGGUUCAGGCAAAUCAGACUCUUGACGGUUUGAUCAAUGGCUAUGAAGCAGCUAGGCAAGCGGUUACGUCAAGAUGGCAGCAAAGAGGAACAGCACCUUACUUUGCCGAGUUCUUUUUGCAAACCGACGGUCCUGAAGCAAAUGAGGUCGAGGAAGAUCCCAAGCGGGAUUAUUGGGCAUAUGAUGAGUGCCGAGGCAUUUUGCAACGGCACCAUGUGCACUGGCGCAAAGCUCUCUUCAGCCCAGCACAGAUUGAGGGUUGUCCAGUUCCUUUGAGAGCAAUACGUGCCAGCCGAAAGACACAGAGGAUCGAAGCCUCAGGAGAGGUUCAUGAAGUUUCAGAUGAGUGGUCCCUUUUUACGAAGAAAGAAGAUCGACAUACGUGGUGGAAGGGCAUCACAGAGUUUGCAGUGGACAAACAUUAUCUGCAAACGUUCAAAGGACCACAGUUCAAAAAGCGAGGUGAAGGCGAAGUGUUUGCACAUGAGAUCCCGGCUGAGGAGUGGCCGGAAUGGAAAGUUCAAGAUGCGGAGGAGUUUGGAAAGAUCGUUUCAAGUGGCGCUUUGAGGGUUCUGAGCGUGGAAGAAAGCGCUCAGGUACAGAAGGACCUUAGAGAAAAGGGUCAACUCAACAGGAUUUUGCCAAGCAGGAUGGUCAGGCGUUACAAACCAGGAGAUAGCCCGGGAGCGCCAAGGACGAAAAAGUCUCGUUUCUGCAUCCGAGGAGACAAAGACCCAGACAUAGCUGAUCUGUCGAGGUUUGCACCGACAGUCACCACCUCCAACUUGCAAGUGCUUGUUCAGGCAGCCAUGAACAAAAAGUUCCGUGGCGUUGUGGGAGACCUCAAAGCGGCGUUUACACAAAGCAUGCCGCUAUGCCGCAGCGCUGGGAAACUUUACUGCAAGUCAAGCGAAGGCAGUAUGCCUGGUUUGGAGGAGGGGCAAAUAGCAGAGAUUGUCUUGGGUUGCUAUGGUCUUUGUGAUGCUCCGAUGCACUGGAGAAAGACUUUGGUGCGGUUUCUCAAAGAAGAGCUGGGUUACAAACAGAGCUGCUUAGAUCCUUGCACCUUUCUUCUACAUGGCACAAAUGGUUUGCAUGGAAUGGUGGCGGUUGAAAUAGACGACCUGCUGAUGUUUGGUGACGAAGUUCACGAAGCAAAAAUGGCCUUACUUCAAAAGAAGUUCACAUUUGGGAAAAUUCAGACCAUUGAUGAGAGCGGUGUCAACUUUAAUGGCAGGAGAUUGCGCCGCUUCGACGACACGAUGGUCAUUGACAUGAAGGCCUUUGUGGAGGAGCGAUUGAGUCCUGUGCCCUUGAGCAAAGAGCGUUCGAAGCAGAGACAGGAGAGAUUGACGGAGGAAGAGAUCGGAGAAGUCCGCAAGACAUGCGGGUCCUUGAACUGGGCAGGCCGUGAAGGCCGACCUGAUGCGGCAGCCGCUGCAUCCAUGUUCGCAUCUCUCAUGAAGGAGAUGACAGUCUCCGACGUCCUCGAGCUGAACCGCGUUGUGGAGCGCCUCAAGCAGUCCUCGGAGCUGGCAUUGAAGAUUCAGCGGAUCGAGGAUAUGUGCUGGGGGGUCAUAUCUGACGCCUCUUGGGCCAAUGCAAGAGGAGGCAAAACACAAGGCGGGCAUAUGCUCGUCACAUUUGACCGGAGCAUGCUGGAUGGUCAUCGAGCAAUAUGUAACCUUCUGCAUUGGAAGAGUGGAAAAUUGCAUCGCACAGUCAAUAGCACGCUGGCAGCGGAGACGCAAUCACUGGCGAGGGGAAUAGGAGACCUCUUGUGGAUGAUGGUGAUGUACUUCGAGAUCACCAUCCCAGACUUUCAAUUGCGUGACUGGCGGAAGCAUAUCCAUCGGAGCGGGUAUACCGCCUUUUCCAAGAAUGAGGAAGAGCAGAUGGCUGACGCAUUGGCUUUGGUGGAUGCGAAAUCUCUCUAUGACUUGCUAGCGCAUGAGACGAGUGGCGGCAAUGAUCGAAGGACGGCUCUGGAUGUGCAGAUGUUACGAGAAGAACUGAGCGAGCUGCACGGUAGGAUCCGUUGGAUAGAUCAUGUCCACAUGCCAGCAGAUUGCCUGACGAAACGUUCAGGCAGAAUUGACUCGCUUUUGGAGAUGUUACGUACAGGGAAGUUUGGCAUCACCGAAGAGUCUGCAACCUUAGAGAAUAGGCUUGAGACGCGUAGGCAAACUGGAUAUAAUCGUAGAUGA
Cladocopium goreaui is the source of this 5730-nucleotide messenger RNA. NCBI's taxonomy places the organism in Eukaryota, Dinophyceae, Suessiales, Symbiodiniaceae. The record is from the annotation of a GenBank genome assembly.